This is a messenger RNA of Phlebotomus argentipes, 4934 nucleotides long. Its product is annotated as polyhomeotic-proximal chromatin protein-like. Gene Ontology annotation, cellular component: PRC1 complex; nucleus. Gene Ontology annotation, molecular function: zinc ion binding; protein binding. The transcript has 4 exons. NCBI's taxonomy places the organism in Eukaryota, Metazoa, Arthropoda, Insecta, Diptera, Psychodidae. The record is from RefSeq and is a predicted model, not a curated record. The coding region runs from base 346 to 4308 and encodes 1320 amino acids.
UGCGCACUUGUGGUUCAUACACGUUCAUUUGUUUUAUUCCACUGAAAAUUUGAUAGCUGGCAAAAUAGACUUUCCGCUGCCUUCGCGCUGUGUACUGAUUACAUUGUGUGAUCUUUGAUGUGUGGUUGCUGCAGUGAAACAGGAAGAGCCAGUAGAUUUUGAUAACGUCAAAAGAUAGUGCGUCAAGGAGAGAGAGACAGAAAAAAAAUGUGUGCCAUAUCUAGUUGGUGAAACUUGUGGUCUUCUUUUUCUCCUAUAUGUUCCGUUUGAUUUCGUGAUUUUUUCUGGCCCAGGAGUAUAAUUUCAGCAGAAAGUUAUUAUACCUCAGUUCAAUAUUACACUAUUAUGGAACGAAGAACAUUUCGGUUUUUUACAAAGAGAUCGGAACACUACAACAAUUUGCAGAAGCAGGAAGAGGAGGAGAAAUUGAAUGGCAUUGUGAACAACAACAAUCAGAGCUCACCAAUAAAGGACAUUCCGCAGAGUGUGGACGCUGGGCAGAAGUCCGUGAACGGCAAAGGAGCUGAGGACGUCGAGGAGGCGCCGAAGAGUGGAGUUGCAGAGGAGAGUGGAGCAUCUGGUGGCGGUGGUGAGAGGAGCAGUGCUGAGCAGAAGCAGACGCCAACGAAGGAGGUUCAGCCACCGAGUCAGGAGGGGAGUGAGGUGAAGAAGGUGCGACAGAAGCAGCCCAAGUCAGAACACACUCCAUCGUCGCAGCACUCGAAGACAGCGUUGGCCAAUGGGAAGCGACAUGGCAGUCCAUCAGGAUCUGGCGGCAGUACUUUUAUGCGAAUAGCUCCUGCCCCUGCAUCAACGCCAACACACUCCACGAGUGGACAGCACACGCCAUUGCAGAGCACAGCGGGAAAGAGUGUCCCGAGUCAAGUGAAUAGUGAGAGACCGCUGAAGUGUUUGGAGACUCUCGCCCAGAAGGCGGGAAUCACGUUCGACGAGAAGUACGAAGUGGCGAAUACACUCAUUAAGCUGGAGAAGUCUCAGAGUCCGGCGCAGCAGCCGGUGGCUGCGCAACAGCCGCAGCCAGUGCCGCUGGCCCUGUCUCAGGAGCAAUUCCAGCAGCUUCAUCAGCAACUCCAGUUGCACUCUGCAUUCGCAGGCAAUGCGAUUCAGGUGAAACAGGAGUUUCCCCAUCAGGCCACAGCUCAGCCGACAAUGCAAAUGUCGACGGAGAUCAAGCAGCAAAUUGUGGAUGUGGCCAAUCAGCAGCACCAGCAGCAGGCUCAAGUGCAGCAAAUGCAAGUGAUCGACAGCGCCCAGGCGACCCACCAGCAAAACCCACCGAGCAGUGGAGCUGCCAAUGCGAUGGGGCCACCGCAAACGUCCACGACCAUCAGCACGAUGUCACCUCUGCACGCGAUGCCGGCCAAUCAGGUGCCCGCCGAGUGGCAGCACGGACGCGUCCAGGUGCUGCAGCAACCCAUCCAGAAUCCGGCGUAUCUGCAGCAACUGUACAGUCCGCAAGUGCUGAUGCCCGGCAAUAUCUUGCAUUCAGGCCUGGGACAACAGCAGAUCCAGGUGAUUGCGGCAGGGAAGCCCUUCCAGAGCGCCCCACAAAUGCUGGCCACCACAGCGCAGGGAAAGCCGGUGAUUGGAAGCAGUGCUGGGGGAUUCAGUGGCACAUACGCCUUGCCGACGAUUCCCUCGAGUCAGGCACAGGCUCUUCUCUUCAGUCCCGUGAGCGUGUUGAGUUCUCAGCCGCAGCAACAGCAGCAGAAUCUGCUGUCCACGAUGCAGGCACCUCAGGCGGGAAAGCCGCUCAGCGAGCAGGAUAUGCAGAAGGCCUUGGCUGGCCAGAAGGUGUUGCAGAAGGUGGCGGCGUCUUCGGCAGCUGUGCAGAAUAUUGUUGCAUCGGCCGCAACGCCUGCACCACAGGGAGCGACGACUGCUGGUGCGGCUCCUGGCCAGCAGUGUGUUCAAGUGUCGCAGGCCAUGCCUACGCAGAUCAUCUCACCGCUGCAGCAGCCGAGUACGCAGCAGAUGCAAUUCGCUCCCUGGCUGGCGCAGGGCGUUCAGCAGUUCUGGACGACGAAUGGGCUUCAAUCGCAAGCAUUGCUGACGCAAAAUCCCAUCAUCUUCCGCGGUGCUGCUCAGCCAGAUGGGUCACAGAGCAUGUUCGCUGUGCAGCCGAAUCCCCAGGCGGCGGCACCGCAGGUGAUCCAGGCACAGCCCCAGAAUCCCACGAUAACACUACCAUGCAAUAUGCAGCCGAGUGUGGUGAAUAAGCAGCCGCAGCGCGUCGCCACGGAGACGAUAGCGCCUAAACAGCCAGCGCGGGCGGCUCCUAUUCUACCUCAGGGCGGCGGUGGUGGCGGUGGCGCGCAGCAGAUUCGGCCAGCAUCGUCGGUGUCCACCCAGACGCAGCAGAACCAGGUGGUGCUGAAGCCGGGUAAAUUGCGCGCCAAGCCGCACACCGUGCGCCCCAGUGCUCCGGGGACAAUUAAGGGGGACGCUAUGAUUCAGGCGAAGAUCGUGGGUGGCCAAGUGACGCACUCCGUGGCGCAGUCGAUGCCACAGCAGACGAUGCAUCAGGUGAUGACGUCGGCGGGUAGCAAAAUGGUCGUCAUGAGCACCAAUCCGGGCACACCAAUCAACAUUGGGGCCACACAGUUGGCGCAGAUGACCACGGCCCAGCCGGCGCAGCAAAUCCAAAUCGCCACGGACAAACAGUCCAUGCAGAUGCAACAGCAAGUGCACCAGCAAAAGCCGCCGAUUCAGGCGCAGCGGACGGCGUCACAAGUGUUCCAGCCACAGGUGGUGCAGCACAUCCAGCAACUCCAGCAGCAGAUGCACCCACAACCCACCGCGAUCUCGCAGCAGGCAUUCCUGCAGACGCAGCAGCAGCAGCAACAGGCCGUGCAGAAUCAACUGCUGCAGCAACAGCAGCAACAGAUCGUGAUUCAGCAGCAGGGUGGAGCGCAACCCCCACAAGUGCUCACAGUGACUGCGGCUGGUCAGCAGCCGGCCACAAUCCAGCCGAAGCCGUCGACGAUGGUCAUCGGGACGUCACAGCACCAGAUUGUGGCGGAUCGUGGUGCUGUGAGCACCGUGGCGGCCAUCACCAGUACCUCCAAUCCCGUCCAGGUGGUCCCCAGUUCGGCCAUCCUCAAUCAAGUCAACACGCAAUUGGGAACGUUGGCGGCUUCGGCAAAUCUCAUUGGACCGCUGACCUCUCCUCAGGCGCCACUGCAGCCUCCACCGAAUCCCCUCGUGGCCAUGACGACUCUCUCAGCAGCUCCUCUGUCGGCAAUUGCCGUGGGGAAUCCGCCAGUCAGUAAGGACAUUGCUGUGACCACUUCGGAAGCGCCCAAGACAGCGGAUGCGAGCAGCGGAGGAAACAAACAGACUGAAACUCCCGCCACGGUGACAACGAGUGCAACAGGAGCCACCGGGGUGUCGGAAACAUCGGCAUCCGUCACGAUUUCCACAGUUACCGUGACGAGCACGGGCGCUACUCAUACUCAGGAGACACUCUCCAAUGGGAAACCUUCUGCCACAGCUGAAUCGCCGAAGAAGGCGGCAAAAGUUGACGCUGCCUCUGGACCGACGAAACCCGGCGACAGUCCGAUGAAGGAUGUGGCCAAGACGAAUGGCACAAUGGCGACUGUGGAGGCGGCGGAGGCGAAUGGCGAGACGAAGUCAGAGAAGGCAGUCCUCAAGGCGACCGUGAAGCCCCAAGUGCUGACGCAUGUGAUAGAGGGCUUUGUGAUUCAGGAGGCGAACGAGCCAUUCGCGGUCACGCGGCAGCGCUAUCCUGAGCGCGAUGCCACAGAAGAGCCGCCAAAGAAGAAGGAGAAGGGCAGUCCGCCAAUGUCUCCGCUCAGCUCGGCUGAGAUGGCGUGCGAGUAUUGUGGCAAGACAGAGCUGAAGUCGAAGAUGAAGAAGAAGCGCUUCUGCUCGAUGUCGUGUGCCAAGGCGUCCAAGGAUGCCGGAGCGAAUCCUCAGGCUGUCGAGAGUGCGAAGGGCGCGAGCAGUGGCGUUCCGGUGAAUGGAACUGAUGCCAUGGAGGUACAGGAGGACGGAACGGGUGAUCAGGCUGAGGAGGUGCCCGUGAUGGUGCGCUGGACGGUGCAGGAAGUGUGCGAUUUCAUAAAGAAUCUGCCUGGAUGCAGUGAAUUGGCGGAGGACUUUGCACACCAGGAGAUUGAUGGGCAGGCUCUGUUGCUGCUCAAGGAGAAUCAUCUGGUGAAUGCAAUGGGAAUCAAGCUGGGACCGGCGCUGAAGAUUGUCGCCAAGGUUGAGGCACUGCGUCUGGGCACGGCGAAUGGAGAGAAGGAGGGACAGACUCAAUAGAGAAACAGAGUAUAGAAGGGUUGAAUUUUACCGAUUUUACUGUGUAAAUGUUUUUGACGUGCAAAAACCUUCCUGAAGUCACCUGUAAAAUUUUCUGUAGAGGUGAAAAAGAAUUUGUAUUUAUACCUAAUGUGAAAAUAUGAUUUUAUUUGUAUACUGUCGACUUUUCUGCUGCAAUGAUCUUAUAAAUGUAUAAAAAAAAGGAAUAAGGCAUGAAACCACUUCUUGGGUGGUUUACGUUUGUAUUAUAAUUAUGAAAUUUCGUGGUAUAAUAGGACGUCUUUAAGUCUACAAUAAGGUCGUGUUGGAGAGCCAUUAAAGAGGCAAAGUUGAUUUUCUCCACACUUGCGACACUUUUAUAAAUUGCAAAAGAAAAAAAACAACUGGAUCUUAUACUAUCUUGUUAGAGAGAUAAAAUAUACUCGAGUGUAAAAAUUGCAUUGUUCAAUUAGUCUCUCUCGUCACAAUGUACAGUUCUUUCAAUGGGGAGAGAGAGAGAGAGAGAAAAACACUUUUUUUUAUAUUAUUAAUUAGUUUUCUAUGUACUGUACAUAUACAUGGCAACAUAGGUUAUGCAUAUGCUAAGGAAAAAAUAACGUGAAGUUGUGAAUAAAGCAUACUUUUGU